AUGGUCGCGAUGAAGAGAUCAGCAAUCGCACUGGCGAUGGCUGCCGCAGUCAGCGCUCAAACGUCGUCCGUUAUCAAUGUUUUCAUUCCUGAUGCGGACGAUCAAACUCUUCUGGGUUCCCUCAUUGCCUCUGAUGCUUCCAAGACCACGAUGGCCAUCUCGUGUCCAUCCAACGCCGACAUGAGCGAAUGUGGAUUUGGCCCUGACGCGGUUACCAUCACUUUCGGCCCAUCAACUUUCCGCGCGGCAGAGACCCUCGACCCGUUGUCGCUCAUGCUCGACUGCAAUGAAACAGCUACAGCCACGGACUCAUCGACGGCGGACGACACGGAUACUAGUAUGAUCACAACGACCACAACGACGGUCCUAUCGCAGUCCGAAAUUGUUUUCAUCCCAGUGACGAUCACUGCAUUCGCCGAUUCUAGCAACAAUACUAGUGCCAGCACCACCGGAGCGAGUGCAAGUGCAUCCACAGCUACGUCAACGGGGUCUGCGACGAGUGGCGCGGCGUCUAGCAGUACGAGUGCGAGUGCGAGUGCGAGUGCGAGCGCGAGCGCAUCGGAUCAGAGCAGCAGUGGCGGACGCGUGGGCGCCACUCGCUGGGAGCUGGUCUCCGCAGCGGGAGCCGGGCUGAUCGGGCUGACGCUUAUGCUGUUGUAA
Fonsecaea multimorphosa CBS 102226 is the source of this 660-nucleotide messenger RNA. RefSeq lists its product as uncharacterized. The record is from RefSeq and is a predicted model, not a curated record. Lineage: Eukaryota; Fungi; Ascomycota; Eurotiomycetes; Chaetothyriales; Herpotrichiellaceae. The transcript is spliced from 4 exons. The coding region runs from base 1 to 660 and encodes 219 amino acids.